This is a messenger RNA of Priapulus caudatus, 2166 nucleotides long. Its product is annotated as calreticulin-like. Gene Ontology annotation, molecular function: calcium ion binding. The coding region runs from base 85 to 1350 and encodes 421 amino acids. Lineage: Eukaryota; Metazoa; Priapulida; Priapulimorpha; Priapulimorphida; Priapulidae. The record is from RefSeq and is a predicted model, not a curated record. Gene Ontology annotation, cellular component: endoplasmic reticulum; endoplasmic reticulum membrane. The transcript has 12 exons. Gene Ontology annotation, biological process: protein folding.
AUCACAUGGCACCUUUAGCACAUUUUCUGUAGGAAAGUCGUGUUCGGUCCUAGACAGUGACAGGGAAACCUAGACGUAGCCGAAAUGAGGUCCUUCUUCGUCUUCGCCGUUCUUAUUGCUGUCGUCUUUGGAGAACCAACAGUCUACUUCAAAGAUGAAUUCCUAGAUGACAGCUGGUCUGAAAACUGGGUACAGUCAUCCCACAAAGAUGAUUACGGCAAGCUUGUCUUGUCUGCAGGGAAAUUUUAUGGCGAUGCCGAAAAGGACAAAGGUCUCCAGACUUCACAGGAUGCUAAAUUUUACAUGUCGUCCCGAAAGUUUGAUGAAUCAUUUAGCAAUGAAGGAAAGACCCUUGUCAUUCAAUUCCAGGUGAAACAUGAACAGAAGAUUGACUGUGGUGGAGGCUAUGUCAAGGUGUACCCAGACACUGUCAAUCAGAAAGACUUGCACGGCGAUGCACCAUAUCAUAUUAUGUUUGGCCCAGACAUCUGUGGACCAGGCACUAAGAAGGUGCAUGUCAUCUUCAACUACAAGGACAAUAACCUUCUCAUUAACAAAGAUAUCAGGUGCAAGGAUGAUGAGUUUACUCACCUGUACACACUCAUCGUGAAACCAGACAACACCUAUGUCGUCAAGAUCGAUAAUGAGAAGGUGGAGAGUGGUGAACUAGAGAAGGACUGGAGUUUCCUCCCGGCCAAGAAGAUCAAGGAUCCUGAUGCCAAGAAGCCAGAAGAUUGGGAUGAUCGUGAGAAGAUGGACGACCCAGAUGACACGAUGCCCGAGGACUGGGAGCAGCCAGAACACAUUGCUGACCCUGAUGCCGAGAAACCCGAAGACUGGGAUGAUGAGAUGGACGGAGAGUGGGAAGCCCCGAUGAUCGACAACCCAGAUUACAAGGGAGAAUGGAAGCCAAAACAGAUUGACAACCCCAACUAUUCUGGCAAGUGGACACACCCAGAAAUUGAUAACCCAGACUACGAAGAAGAUUCUAACCUCUACAAAUAUACCAACAUUGGUGCAAUUGGCCUUGACCUGUGGCAGGUGAAAUCGGGGUCGAUAUUUGAUAACUUCCUCGUCACAGACGAUGAAGAGUUUGCCUCUAAAUAUGCAAAGGAAACAUUCGAAGCGACCAAGAAGGCUGAGAAGAAGGUGAAGGAUGCACAAGAUGAAGAGGAAAGAAAGAAGAGGGAAGAGGAGGAGGCGAGACGAAAGGAUGAGGAGGGAGACGAGGAUGAGGAUGAAGAUGAUGAGGAGCAAGAUGAAGAUGAAAUUGAAAAGGACGAGGAGGAGGAGGAGGAGGAGGACGAUGAGGAUGAAGAGAAGCACACACACGAACAUGACGAAUUUUAGAUCUCUCCACUUCGACGACUCUGCAUCAUCUCGUCUGGAAAGCUUUCAACUAUUAAGUUAUUACCAUCUAUAAUUAUCAUGUAUGGAUCUUUUAUGGGGUGGGAAGGGUUUUUGAAAAUAAAUUGAAUCCGUUUUGGAGAGCAUGUUUAUGGACUUUGUUCGGCCGGGCUAGCAUAUUCAAAAGAUUUCAAUGCAAUAAUUGCAUUAAUUAGAUGUAACUUUUGGUCUGUGUACAAUUCGUCGACAUUCAGUCUAAUCUGUACUAGGCUAUAACUAUGAGACGGUUGUUGUUUUUAUGUUUUGAAUAAGAAUUGCUACAGAUAAUGUAGCAAAGUUGUAAAGUUUUAUUUCACGGCAAUCGAGGGAUUUGUUUUUGUACGUGCAUGUGCGUGUCCUUAGCUGCCCUGUCUGUGGUCGGAGAUUUAUAAGUAAAAGUAAAUGUGUUGGCAUUGAUACUGGCUGCCACGAUCUUGAUGUAGUGUCAUGCAGAGAUAUGCGACGCUGUUUAUAAACUGCAGAUUCUAUUGUACAUCUACAGAGUUGUGCAAGUGAUUAGCGGGUACACGCAGCUGAUCUCUGGACCUGGCCCUAUAGAUGGCGCGCGCGUCUUUGCAUGCCAGUGUCAUUGCUAUAACGAAUUCGGUGUGUGGUUUUUUGGCUGUGGUGUGAAGACUGUACUAUGCAACAUUGUCGUUUCAUUCCUAGGAAACGAGUAGGUUGUAAUGUGGUGUACGUAAACGCUGUUGUUCAGGAAGUCAUUGUCUUUGCAUUUUGAAAUAAAAAUGGUACACACUGGUGUAAAUACUAUUUCCUACA